AUGGAUAAAUCAUGGAUCAAAGCAGAUAGGGAUUCGUUAGAAUAUGAAAUUGGGGUGGAGGAGUUUUUGGUAUAUGCGGAGGGGACUGCGAAAAACCCCAAGUUAAUUCCCUGUCCAUGUGCCCAUUGCGUUAAUUUUAAAAAACCGUCGGUAAACGUAAUUAGGGGCCAUCUGUAUGAAAAUGGUUUUAGUUUAGGCUAUGUUGAUUGGAUUUGGCAUGGUGAGAACUCUUCUAGGAGUUACAAGUCCUCUAUUGGUAGUACUUGUCCAGCCACGAACCCAUGCCCUGCAUCAGAGGCUGCUGAGAUAUGUGAAGCAGCAUAUAAUAAGGGUGAUUACGAUAGAGAAUCACAUGAUUUCAGACGGUUCGUGGCUGAUGCUCAACAACCUUUGUUUGAGGGAAGUGAGUCAACUAAGUUAGAGUCAAUGUUGAAAAUGCAUAACUGGAAGGCUAGGUUCGGCGUUAGUGAUAGUGCCUUUACAGAACUAUUAAGUACAAUUGGCUCUUUCCUUCCUAAAGAUCAUGUUCUGCCUAGUAGUACAUAUGAAGCGAAAAAGACUCUCUCCGACUUGGGACUCGAGUAUAUUAAAUUUCAUGCAUGUCCAAAUGACUGCAUAUUAUAUAGAGGUAUAUGUGAAGAAGCCUCUGAGUGUCCCAAGUGCCAUUUAUCUCGCUGGAAACUAAAAAAGGAUGGUAAAGUCAGAAUUAAUGUGCCUGCUAAAGUUAUGUGGUACUUCCCCAUCAUUCCUAGAUUUAAGAGAAUGUUUAAAUCUGAGUUUACUUCAGAGCUUCUGACUUGGCAUGCAAAAAGGCGAUCUGAAGAUGGUCUCAUGCGUCAUCCAGCAGAUUCUCCUUCUUGGAGAAAUGUAGAUUAUAGGUGGCCUGAGUUUGGUAGCGAGGCAAGAAAUUUACGCUUGGCAUUAGCUGCGGAUGGUAUAAACCCUCAUAAUAAUGGUCUGAACAAUAGGUAUAGUUGUUGGCCGGUUGUUCUAACAACAUAUAACCUUCCUCCGUGGUUAUGCAUGAAGCGAAAGUUUUUGAUGUUGACAAUAUUAGUAUCAGGCCCACACGAACCAGGUAAUAAUCUCGACGUCUAUUUACAACCACUAAUUGAUGAUUUGAAGAAGUUGUGGGAAGAAGGGGAACCAAAUGUAUAUGACGCAUAUACUAAAUCUGAUUUUACUUUAAAAGCAGUGCUGAUGUGGACAAUGAAUGAUUUCCCCGCAUAUGAAAAUUUGUCCGGCUGCAUCAAUAAGGGUUAUAUUGGUUGUCCAAUCUGUGGUGACCAAACUGCAGCUAAAUAUCUAAGUAACAGUCGAAAAAUGUGCUAUCAAGGUCAUCGUAGGUAUUUAGAUCGCCAUCACCCUUAUAGGAAGCAGAGGGUAGCUUUUAACGGGGAACAAGAGUUAGAGCAAGCUCCUGUGCCACUGACUGGAGAACAAGUGCUAGAGCAACAAAAAAAAAUUAAAUUUGAAUUUGGUCAGGUGAAGAAGAAGUCAAAGAAGGUUGAUUGUGCAUGGAAAAAGAAAUCAGUUUUUUUUGAGUUAGAGUAUUGGAAGUUUCAUCAUGUGCGGCACUGUCUCGAUGUUAUGCAUAUCGAGAAGAAUGUGUGUGAAAGUUUGCUAGGGACGAUACUAAAUCUGAAAUUUAAAACUAAAGAUAGUGUCGCUUCUCGUCUUGAUUUGCUUGAAAUGGGUUUAAGGACAGAUUUAGCUCCACAAAUAGGUGAUAAAAAGACUUACCUACCCCCUGCAUCUUAUACUUUGUCAAAGGCAGAAAAGAAAACCAUGUUAGAAUCAUUGGCAUUUAUGAAGCUUCCUUAUGGACAUGCGUCGAACAUAAAAAACUGUAUAAAAUUACCUGAAAUGAAGUUAUUUGGGUUGAAGUCUCAUGACUGUCAUAUUCUCCUACAACAGUUGCUUCCAGUAGCAAUUCGCUCGGUGCUUCCCAAGAAUGUUAGGGUAAGCAUAAUACGAUUGUGCUUUUUCUUCAAUUCUCUGUGUAGCAAAGUUGUCGAUGUAUCAAAACUGGAUAAACUGCAAUCUGAUGUGGUGUUGACGUUGUGCGAGCUAGAAAAAAUAUUCCCCCCUUCAUUCUUCGAUGUAAUGAUCCAUCUUACAGUGCACUUGGUUAGGGAAUUGCGUUUAUGUGUACCGGUUUUUUUUAGAUGGAUGUUUCCGUUUGAACGGUUCAAUAAAGUUUUAAAAAGUUAUGCAAGGAAUCGUUUUUAUCCAGAAGGUUGUAUAGCUGAAAGUUAUCUUGGAGAAGAAUCAAUAGAAUUUUGCAGUGAGUUUGUAAGACAGAGUUGCACGACUGCUGGUCUUCGACAGGAUGAGGAAAAGGUUUCAGGGCCAUUAUCUUCCGUGACUAUGAAAACAGUGGAAGAAAAGGAAAGGGAUGAGGCGCAUUUGCAUGUUCUUUUCAAUAAUGCUGAAGUUGAGCCAUACAUAAAGAUGCAUAAAGAGCAAUUAAAAAAGAUGUAUGGGAACAAAAAGAGUGCUCAGUGGCUAAUGGGGGAGCACAAUCGGCUGUUUGCUGAUUGGUUUGAAAAAAAGGUUAGUACUGAAAUGAUGCAAAAUGCUCAAGGCCGAGAUGACGCAAGGGCUGUUCAAAACAGCGGUGUGUCCGUAGUUGCCAAGACAGUCCUAGUCUCGAGUGCUAAAGAUUUAAACCCAAUUGAGAGUGAAAUGACGUAUUAUGGUAUAAUCGAAGAAAUAUGGGAACUAGAUUACCAUGCAUUCAAAGCACCAUUAUUUUUGUGUAAAUGGGCAGCAAAUGACAGAGGUAUUAAAGUUGAUGAGCUCGGCUUUACACUAGUGGACUUCACCAGACCAGGCCACAAAAAGGAUAAAUUUAUCUCUGUAGACCAAGUGAGCCAAGUGUUUUAUAUUCACGAUCCAAUCGAUACCAACUGGUCUGUGGUGCUUAAGUCGACGAAUCGAGACUACAAUGAAGUCUACCAUGAAGAUGGUCUGGGAGAUACUGUAUUAGAUGAACCCCCAUUUUGUUCCAAAAUCCCUGUGUGUGAUGUGUCUGAUGGUGAUGUUGGUAUUAGCAACCAAAGACUGAAUGUAGAAGGGAUUUGGUUACAUAAGUGA
Molecule: messenger RNA, 3099 nt
Organism: Daucus carota subsp. sativus
Lineage: Eukaryota; Viridiplantae; Streptophyta; Magnoliopsida; Apiales; Apiaceae
Exons: 4
Coding region: 1-3099 (1032 amino acids)
Source: RefSeq, a predicted model, not a curated record